This is a messenger RNA of Oldenlandia corymbosa var. corymbosa, 719 nucleotides long. The record is from the annotation of a GenBank genome assembly. Lineage: Eukaryota; Viridiplantae; Streptophyta; Magnoliopsida; Gentianales; Rubiaceae.
AAUUAAGAAGAGUAAGGUAGAAAAUAAAAUUGCGCUCUUUCCUCUUUAUUCUUGGAGCAGCAAGGACUAAAGAGGAAAGCACCCUUUGUUUUUUCUUCAUCAUCAUCUGGCAUCCCCUUUUGCAGCUCUAGCAACCAACAAUGGCUGGAUAUUCAAGAUGGAUUAAGCCCGAGGUAUAUCCACUCCUAGCACCAGUUGGUGCAGUUGUUGGUCUAAUGGCAAUGCAACUUGUGAGGAACGUCUACACAAACCCUGAAGUCAGGGUUACAAAGCAGAACAGAGCUGCAGGGGUGCUGGAGAAUUUUGAAGAGGGAGAGAGGUAUUCGCAACAUUUUGUAAGACGAUUUGUAAGAGGGAAGAGGCCCGAGGUUAUGCCUAACAUCAACAAGUUCUUCUCUGAUCCUGAAUGAUCAUCAUCAAAACCAACCACACUGCUAUUUUUUUUUUUCUUUUUUAGAUUUUUGAGAGUUCAUUCACCUAUGUUGUUGUAGCCGAUCAGAUGAUGUCUUUUGAUGUUUUGUUGUUUCUCUGAAUCAUUUUCUGUUCCAAAUCUAAUAAAUUUUGUUCCUGCAAAAUCAUUCCCCCCCCCCGGAUCAACGCUUUACAAAUAAUUAGAAUUUUGUUUAUUGUAGUCAUGUUUCAGUUUAACUACUAGAAAAUGGCUACUUCUUUUGGAAUGGGUAGUAGUAAUUAGAAGCGAUAGAUAACAGUGAUUCUUC